Messenger RNA from Olea europaea var. sylvestris, 1056 nucleotides. RefSeq lists its product as uncharacterized. Lineage: Eukaryota; Viridiplantae; Streptophyta; Magnoliopsida; Lamiales; Oleaceae. The coding region runs from base 1 to 1056 and encodes 351 amino acids. The record is from RefSeq and is a predicted model, not a curated record. The transcript has a single exon.
AUGGAGCAAAAUAUUCAUGUCAUAAAUACAAAGAGCGAGGUACAAUCACCAAAGAUCACUACAGAGAGACCCGAAAGAAAAGAUGACCAAGAAGUGAUUGAUGAAGCUACAAGGGUAGAAAAAUUUGCACCAAAUGCAACUGAAAAUAGAGAAGGUACAGAAACAUCAGUUGCCAAAGCACCAAGUCUAGACAAAGCUUACAUGCCUCCCAUUCCCUUUCCUCAAAAGCUCAAGAAGAACAAACAAGACACAAACUAUGAAAAAUUUCUUGAUGUUCUCAAGAAGCUCCAGAUCAAUGUUCCGUUCAUAGAUGCGAUACUACAAAUUCCAAGCUAUAAGAAAUUUUUGAGAGAGAUGUUGACAAAGAAAAGAAAGCUUCCGGAGUUUGAAACUGUGGCAUUAACUGAGGAAAGUAGUGCAAGAGUCCAGAGAAAAUUGCCUCCUAAAUUGAACGAUCCAGGGAGUUUUACUUUACCAGUUUCAACUGGAAAUUCCUAUUCAACUAAUGCAUUGUGUGACACUGAUGCUAGUAUCAAUCUAAUGUCGUAUUCUACUUACAGGAAAUUGGGACUAGGUGAAGUCAACUCAACAUCAAUAACGCUACAACUCGCUGAUAGAACAAUCACAAGGCCACGUGGCAAAGUUGAGGAUGAACUCGUCAAAGUAGGAAAUUUAAUAUUUCCUGUGGAUUUCAUUGUAUUGGACAUAUCAGAAGAUCGAGACAUUCCAAUUAUAUUGGGUCGACCAUUCUUAGCAACGGGACGAACCCUUAUUGACAUGGAGAAGGGAGAACUAAUCUUGAGGGUGGAGGACAAGCAGGAGAUAUUCAAUAUUUACAUCCAAUAUGAGAAACCUCCCAACAAAAAUGAUUGCUAUAGAAUUGAUGAAGAAGAGCCACCUGAUCAACAAAGCUGUCAGAAUAAAACAACAAAUUUUGGAGAACUUCUUGGUAGAGACAAGAAUGGACAAAUCAAAAUUUGGAGAGCAGAAAAGGAUUGCAUCAAUGAAAAUUGCACAGAGUCCAAUGAUGGAAUAACUUGGUUUGAGCCACCAUGA